Molecule: messenger RNA, 1523 nt
Organism: Durusdinium trenchii
Lineage: Eukaryota; Dinophyceae; Suessiales; Symbiodiniaceae
Source: the annotation of a GenBank genome assembly
AAGCUUUGACCUCCCCGCUUGUCACGUGAGAGCAUGACAUUUCAGGUAACCCUGGCCUCGGGCAAAGAGGUGGAGACAACGGUGGUGCCUGGCGCCAGCGUCAGCGACCUUCGUCAGCAAAUUGCGGAAAAGUUGGAGCAACACCCCAAGCUGGCGGGUGGCAAACUGCAACCAGUUCCGGUAGCAGUAUCCCGAGUGUGUCUGGCUUCAUCCCGGCUGGAGAGCAGAGUAAUCCGCAGCGGAUGUCCAUUGAGCUGAAUGCUGGACGUGUUCUUGCAGAUGAGGAUGUUGUCCCGGAUGCACAGAUCACAGUGGUGCUGGUGCGCUUACCAUGGGUUGGAGCUCCAGAGGAUCAUGUGAAAGACCUCGGUGGUGGUGAGUUUGAGAUUGUCGGUGAGGAGAAGAAAGGCAGUUCCAAGUACAAUGCCCUUUGCGGUGUUGGCUUCUCCAGCGGCAAGGAAUACUUUGAGGUUCAAGUCAUUGAGGGCUCUGGCGCCUUCAUCGGCGUUACAACCAAAGCAGGCUUUGCUGAGGGCUACAAGAUCAAGGGUCUCUUUUUCGGUGGGCCGGGCAACCUGAGCAAUGGGAGUGCAGGCUUGAAAACCUCUUUCGGUGAGCCGGUGAAGAAAGGUUCCGUGAUUGGUGUGACUUUGGAUCUCACAGAUGAAGCCACGGUUGGCGUCAGCUUCUGGCAAGGUGGCACUUCUAUUGGCGAGGCCUUCAAAGGCUGUCCUCGCCAGCCAGGAGCCAUGGUCUUCCCAGCUGUUUGUGCCAGUAAGGUUCACGAUCGUUUUGUACUGUCCUUGCGGCGAAGCCCACCCAAAGAAGAGACCAAAGCACCACAUCCGGCGGAGGGAUGUUGGGAUUUGCAGCGCCUGGUGGUUGGGGGUGAACUGGUGAAUUUGGAUGCAGCGCUGGCCAUCAAGGGCAAAGGCAAGGGCAGAGGUUAUGUUGACGGAGAUGCUGCUGAGAACAAGGGCCACAUCAUCAUGAGCGUGAACAACAGGGGAGGGGGGCACACAUUUCAACUUUCAAUGCCAUUGGGGAAUAUCCUCAAUACAACCGUCCAAGUGACGAGUACACCUGAUGGCACUGAGAUGCUUCAAGUUGGUGGAGUCAUGAGCACCAUGGUGAUGUCACCUCCACCAUUGAUGGAUUUGGAGCAGAGGCUUUCUCGAGCUUUGCCCCUCAUCACGCGCUGGUCUAUCAAGGAUUCCAGAUUGGAAUUGCGAGGUGGAGAUGUUGAGCUGGAUUUCCUUCAUUACGAUGCCCCUCCAGAGGAGCCUGUGGCUGACGUCACGCUUCCGUGAACACAACUUGACACGGCUUGGAUGUAUGCUAUGUAGGGCCGCUUAAGGGUUGAGGCUUUCCAAGUUCGCAGCAUUGGAUCACAUUGCCAUUCGCUUCUGCACAGUGGUGAGUGGGUUCUGGUCAGAGGGCAUCAUGUUCGUCAGCUGCCCCAGCACCAUCAGACAGAUAGCUUAGUUAUCUUGGAAGGUACGAGCAUCAUCGAUUUGCAUCAA